CUCCUCUCUGCUGCCCCCGAGAGAAGGAUGCCGCUAUCUCCUGAGGAGGCGACGGGAGUUUCGCCCCGGGAGACACCUGUCUGCCUCUCUCUGUGCUUCCCUGCUGCUGCUCACCCUGUCGUGGAGCAGGCGGCUUCCCAGCGGCGGCUGGCGAAAACGUAAGGUGUAUCCGCAUCCACAGCCCCGCUGCCGCUGCUGGCGGGCGCCAAGGCAGAACUAAGGCGAUUGUGUUGUCACAGCUCUGCCGCGAGCAGCGCAGCCCUCCCCAUCUCCCGCGCCCGGCCGUGUUGCUGGAGACGCUGCUGCACUCAGGAGACAGAAAACUUACAGGCCCGGCAGGCGCAGAAGCAGGCAACUCUGCGGAGGCAGCGUGUUCACAGACAAGUUCAAGUUUAUCAAGAUAACCAUGGCAGAAGGUGGAUUUGAUCCUUGUGAAUGCAUUUGCUCGCAUGAACAUGCAAUGAGAAGACUGAUUAAUCUGCUGAGACAAUCCCAGUCGUACUGCACAGACACAGAAUGCCUUCAGGAAUUGCCAGGACCAAAUUCCUCCGGUGACAAUGGCAUCAGCUUUGCCAUGAUCAUGAUGGCCUGGAUGGUGAUUGCGCUUGUCUUGUUCUUACUGAGACCUAGCAACCUGAGGGGAUCCAACACAGCCGGAAAGCCAACCAGCCAACACCAUGGUCAAGAACCACCAGCCCCACCAGUGGACUAAAGCAUUCAGCAUUGAAGAAGUUCAGCAGUUAAAACUUUUAAUGACCAAAUGAACGAAGUGACCAGAUUACUCCUAAACCCCAUUCAAUACUGAUUUCUUUUCUCAAUUAUAUAGAGCAGAAUUAUCAUUCAGCAGUUACCUCCAUGAACUGCUUUUAGCAACUCUCAAUUUUAAGUUAAUUUUUGCUUUGUAUGCUCUUACAAUUCCUAGUAGAUUGUAAUUUGAAUAAUGAUAAGGCGUCGCAGGGGGUUUUAUGGUUGUUACUGUGGACAUUCCACUCAGUCUCUUUCUGUUACAACGAUCUUCAUUUCUUUGCAGUGAUUUCUGAUGUGCAUUGAAAGCAAAAGAAAAUCCCUGUGCAUCUAUAAUAAUGGAAGGUUACUGACCUUUCUUCAGAUUGAUCCUCUUUUUUUUUCUCCAGUAUGCUUUUGAGAGUUAUAUUAAGGUUUCAACUAUUAACUUAGUUAUGUGGUGAAAAAAAAAAAAUGAAAUGAUUUUAUAUUUGCCCUGGGCUCAGAGCAGCUUUUAAUCUGGUCUUUGGACCACUAAUAUCAUUUUCAUGGAUCAUCCACUCAAGUUGCACGAGGUGUGUGUGCACGCACGGAAGCGAAUGUGAUAACUGCCACUGUCAAAGCUUUGACACGUGUGUUAGGAACUUUACAUGAAAGCCUAUACCACCAAAAAGAUAAAUUAAUUUAAUCUUGUUAUAUAUCUAGGAGAUACAUCUUAUUCAAUAGGCUGUCCAAAACAACAAUGUGUUCCAAAACCAGAUUUGUAUACUUAAAGUCUUGAUAAAGAGAGAAAUUUAAUGAGCAGAGCUUGGUAGAAUUAUCUGUCCUAGUAGUCUUAAUAAUUAGAGUUAAUAAGUUUUUAGCCGUGGCGUAAUGAAUAUUGGACAGGAUGAAAUCACACCAAGAGAUAACCAAGGUUGCCAACUUUUGGUAUAUGACAUAUACUAGAUAUUCAUUUUUUUUCACCUGUAUGUUAUCAGCAAUUCUUGACAUUUCAUCCUUACCUACUGGUUGUAAGUGCAGAACCACAAACCUGCAGGUGACUCCAUAUGGCAUGUUUUUUCCCUCUGAUAUCUGCGUGUGUGUGGUGUGUUUGUGGGUGUGUAUGUGUGGCUGUGCACGUACCUGUGCACACCUCCCAUUGUAGCAAAUGGGAAUGACUUUUUUAUGUACAUUAAUUUAAGAACAUUUUAAAGAUGUACAGAGAAGCAACACUGUAUAUUUUUCUUGAUCAAUUUGAAAAAUUGAUGAGAGUAAUGUAAAGAACAUUUUUAUGUUACCAACAUGAAGCUUCUUUCCAUAAAGUUCAGUAGAACAGGCAUAUGGGAAUUCAAAGCCUUACUCUGCAGACCUUCAUUUCAUGAGGACUUUAGUUCUGGAGCUGAAGGGACUAACUGCUAAGAUGCAUAAAGGUUUGUAUAAAUGGGCUCUAACAAAAAUCUCACAUCAGAUCCCACAGCUGACAGAUGCAGGGUUUUCCUCCUCAGGGUAAAUGGUGGGCCAGCUAAGCCUCCUUGUAAAGGCAUAGCGUAGACCUGAAGAGAAAGGCUUCUGUAAUUCGAUGUAGUUGCCCUUUGAAUUUCUGUGGAGGAGUGUGCUCCCAAGUGUAGGAGCAUGUGUAAAACCAUUAAAAAAAAUGUAAAUGAAGAAAACUGGGCCAAAUGCUCCCGGUGGUAUCAGUGCAGCACUGUGUAAAGCAGUGGAGCAGCAGCGGAGACACCGAGAGCAAUUGUCCUAUGACAUGAGUGGUGUACAGGCCACAGACACUGUGUAGAGGUGUCACUGGAACAAGCAGCCUAUGCUUGCUUUUUGCCUUCCAUGUACGUUUCUGUUUGGGAUACUGUUUUGAACAGAACAAGUAAUACAGCAUCAUUUUGUUGCACCAACACAGAAAUGAUAUAUAAUCUCCUACAUUGACCUUUUCUCCAAGGAUUUUGGGCCAGAAUUCUUCACUAUUGGAUGCAUAAAACAGGCUUCCAACUGAUGAAGAAGCCAGCUGAGGCUUCAUUUCAGACAGAGCACCACUCCUCAUCCUCUUGGAAGCUGGUGAGGUUUACAGCAGAUGCUCCUCACUUGUGAGGAUCAGCCUCCCUUUCCUUAAAUGUCUGUCUAUGUGUUUCUAAAACUCACCAUGUGCACCCAGCUCUAGCAGUCUUGGCAAGUGAACUUCUCAUUCAGAUGAAUAUGUUUUACAUUUAAAUGAAGUUUUCUUUGCUUCAAAUUCCUCUGAGUCAUUGUCCCAGUGAUUUUAUACAUGUCUGCUUUCCUCAUGUAAAUUACUCUUUUAAAUUUUUUAUGUAGAAGAAAGACAUUGGAAAUAUUUUAUUGUGAAAUGUUUUACUGAAGAGCCAGGCCAAUAUCCCACAUCAAAAUGUAUGCCCUUUAAAGUUCAGAUACUCUCUCCAAGCUAUAAACUUCAGAUUGCCACUCUUAAAUUCAAACAAAAGCAACUAAUUGUAGGACUGUAUUUUGCCACUCUUAUUCAUGUUCAAUAGUGCCUUACUCGUCAAGUAGUUGCACUGAAGUCUGUGAGACUACUUUGAGCUAAUGUACUAGCAGCAGCUUUAAUAAGAGUGGCAGAAAUCUGGCCUUUAGUGAUGUAAUUUGGGAUGAAAUAGUUGUAUUGUGGUUCCAGCUGCUUAUGGUCAAUCUUAAGAAGUCUGGAAGAGAUUAGUGUUGUGUGAGUCUUAAGGAAGGAGGGGUUUAAGCUUGGUUAGUAAGAGAUGCAAGUUCUAGCAACUUGGGAAAUGCAGAGGGAAGUUUACAAUUAUACUUUAGCUUACACCUUUGUUAAAACAAUAGUAUUUUUAGAGUCUGCUUAACACACUUACUAGCCUCUGAAAUCAGAAAUCAUAUGUAUUCAUGUAUUGUCUGCAGAUCACUUAGCCUUGUAAUAUUCCUGAUUGAGAAAGGAGGAGGGAUGAUGUGAUGUACCUAAUGUAAAUGGGUGGUAUCAAACGUCUGAAUUAUGCCAAACACAACAAAAAAUCAUCUGUGCCAUUUGCGGUUUCCUGGUAAACUUUUACUGAGUACUUGGAUUGGGAUAAAGGGCUUGUACUAUGCACUUUUUAUUGACUUAAAAUAAAUAGUAAUCAUUAGUAA
Pogoniulus pusillus (Red-fronted tinkerbird) is the source of this 3825-nucleotide messenger RNA. It is a transcript of the gene SMIM14, whose product is annotated as small integral membrane protein 14. Gene Ontology annotation, cellular component: endoplasmic reticulum. The transcript is spliced from 6 exons. Bases 407 to 712 code for a protein of 101 amino acids. Lineage: Eukaryota; Metazoa; Chordata; Aves; Piciformes; Lybiidae. The record is from RefSeq and is a predicted model, not a curated record.